Aspergillus wentii DTO 134E9 is the source of this 1458-nucleotide messenger RNA. Its product is annotated as histidine phosphatase family protein. The transcript is spliced from 4 exons. Gene Ontology annotation, molecular function: acid phosphatase activity. NCBI's taxonomy places the organism in Eukaryota, Fungi, Ascomycota, Eurotiomycetes, Eurotiales, Aspergillaceae. The record is from RefSeq and is a predicted model, not a curated record. The coding region runs from base 1 to 1458 and encodes 485 amino acids. Gene Ontology annotation, cellular component: fungal-type cell wall.
AUGGUGGUCCUUCAUUCCACCCUCACUGCAGCCCUGUGCCUCUUCGCCGCUACUUCAGCCACGGCGUCCUCAGGCCAGAUACCUUUGUCGUUCAACGACGAUACCCCAGACUACCAAGAGUUCUCUCAUGGACGGAAACAAUUCUCCCAGAAAUUCCUGGAUGGUUAUAGUUUUCUCAAACAUUACGGCGGCCUUGGGCCCUAUUCGGACCGUGAGUCCUAUGGCAUCGAUCGUGAUACCCCGGCCGGCUGUGAAGUCGAUCAGGUGAUCAUGAUCAAACGCCAUGGUGAACGAUUUCCCACGACUAACACGGGGAAGUCCAUGGCAAAGACUCUGCGCAAGCUGGACGACAUCGACGUCUCCAGCCGCGAUGGCGAUCUAGCCUUCCUCAAACAUUGGACUUACUAUGUCCCGUCUGAGUGCUACCUCAACGCGGAGACCACCACGGGCCCAUACGCGGGCUUGCGGGACGCUUUCAAACAUGGAAAGCAGUAUCGGAAGCGAUACGGCCAUCUGUGGGAUGGACAAUUGACUGUGCCUAUCUUUGCAGGUGAUUACCCGCGUGUCAUUGACACCGCCCAUGUGUUUGGGGAGGGAUUCUUCGGCCACCAUGCGUACAAGACCAAGGCGGCGAUGAAUAUCAUCUCCGAGGAUGUGUCGCAGGGCGCGGAUAGCUUGACACCUGGGUGUCCUAGUGGCAACAAAGAUCAUCCUUGUAGUAGAAAAUACCUCUUGCCUCAGUUCGACGUAGCGGCAGAUCGGUUGAAUUUUCAGUAUGAAAAUCUAAAUCUGACUGCUGCUGAUAUCCAGAACCUGAUGAGUGUGGCGGCAUUUGAGCUGAAUGCCCGUCCUUCUUCUCCCUGGGUUGACGUCUUCACCCUUGACGAAUGGGUAAGCUUUGGAUACAGCCAGGAUCUGUGGUUCUACUACUGUGCUGGCCCCGGAAACGACUACAUGUCCGCCGUGGGCUCGGUGUACGUGAAUGCCAGUCUCACUCUUCUCAACCAAGGCCCGUCAGCUGGGCGCCUAUCUUUCAACUUUGCCCACGACACCAACAUCGUCCCAAUCGUCACUGCCUUGGGCCUUGCUACCCCCACCGAGCAUCUCCCCGUCGACCGAAUUCCCUUCGGCAACCCAUUCUCGAUCGGCAACAUCGUCCCCAUGGGAGGCCAUUUAACCAUCGAGCGUCUAACCUGCGAUGCCACCCCCAUAUCCUCAGCCGGUACAUACGUGCGUCUUGUCCUAAACGAGGCCGUGGUUCCCUUCCACUUCUGCCAGUCAGGUCCCGGGUACUCCUGUCCGCUAGACGAGUAUACGUCGAUUCUGUCUGAGAGUUUGCCAAACUACGUCGACAAAUGCGGUAUCCCCGAGUCUGAUCCGCAGUAUCUUGAUUUCUGGUGGAAUUAUAGUGACUCGAAUAAGGAUAAUUUCCUUAAUAAGACGCAGCCGUGUCCGUGA